GCCCAAAUCGAACGUGCCCCAGUAAUGCGGCCGCGUCCGUCUGCAAGCCUACUGUCGACGACGACGGCCAGUGUGUAACGGGUUUUUUUUUAAUUUUAAUUUUUUUUACUAUCGUUAUUACCGCCGUUGUUGUUUUUAGUCGUUGUUGUAGUUAUUGUUGUUGUUGUCGUUUUAUAUUAUUAUUAUUAUUUUUUUUAUUACCAUUAUUAUUAUUAUUAUUAUUAUUAAUAUUAUUAUCAUUAUCAUCAUCGACAUCGUUACACUGUUAUUUAAUCAUUUGGUCGGCCGACGACAGACACCCGACCGCUGUAAGUUGUCAUAUCGUUGUCGUCACCGUCAUUAUUUCGUAUUCGUUCUUAUUUUUUUUAAAUAAGUCUUUUCGUCCGUUCUAUUUAUUCGCACUCGCCUAAAUCGCAUACACUUAUUAUCGCCUAAUAUUUAAUAUCAUAUUAUCGUCACCGUCUUCCGCGACCGUCAACCGUCGGACACGAGUAAUCGGCAAUACCGUCGACAAGACGGACAGCAGACAGGAAUGGUGGUGCGGCCACGGCCCGCGAUGGAUUGCGACGAAUUGCGUGUCAUGCGGGCGCACCGUGCACCGUCGUCGGCGCGGCACUGAGACAAAAGGUCCAACGACGAUUGCCAGACGAAUGGGCGGAAAAAGAUUGACGGCUGACGGUCCGGUGUCCGGUUGAUGGCCGCGGAACGCGAUGCGGGCACCGGAUUCGAAAACAACGGCUGCGGCGGCCCGCGGCUGCCACCAAUCGGCGCGGCGGUGCGGUGGACUGCCGCGGCCGCCGUGGCCGCCGCACAGCCGGACAGUCAGAAGGAGAUCAGGUUCCCGAUCACAAAGCAGCCACCACCGUCCGCGCCGGCGCAGGCGCAGGAGCUGUACCGGCGGUUGCACAGCCGGUCACUGUCGUCGCUGCCGCCCGAGCCGUUCAUGAUAAUGCGGUCGAAGGCCCUCAACCGGAGAGUGUGCAUAAACGUGGGCGGCGUCAAGCACGAGAUACUGUGGCGGACCCUGGAGCGGCUGCCCCACACCAGGUUGGGCCGGUUGAGGGACUGCAACACGCACGAGGCCAUCUCCGAGCUGUGCGACGACUACUCGUUGGCCGAUAACGAGUACUUCUUCGACAGGCACCCGAAAUCAUUUAGCUCGGUGCUUAACUUCUACAGGACGGGCAAGCUGCACCUGGUCGACGAGAUGUGCGUGCUGGCGUUCAGCGACGACUUGGAGUACUGGGGCGUCGACGAGCUGUACUUGGAGUCGUGUUGCCAGCACAAGUAUCACCAGCGCAAGGAGCACGUGCACGAGGAGAUGCGGAAGGAGGCCGAGUCCCUGAGGCAGCGCGACGAGGAGGAGUUCGGCGAGGGCAAGUGCGCGCACUACCAGAAGAUGCUGUGGGACCUGCUGGAGAAGCCCACCACCAGCAUCGCGGCAAGGGUGAUAGCUGUGAUAUCGAUACUGUUCAUCAUUAUGUCGACGGUGGCGCUGACGCUCAACACGAUACCGUCGCUGCAAGUGGAGACGAAGGGGGUGAUCCAGGACAACCCAGUGUUCGCCAUGGUGGAGCUGGUGUGCAUCACGUGGUUUACCCUCGAGUACCUGCUCCGGUUCAGCGCAUCACCAAACAAGUGGAAGUUCUUCAAGGGUGGCCUGAAUGUGAUCGACCUGCUGGCCAUACUACCGUACUUCGUGUCACUAAUAUUGGUGGCCGAAACGGACAAGACGGACACGCACCAGUUCGACGACGUGCGCCGCGUAAUACAGAUAUUCCGAAUCAUGCGCAUACUCCGCAUACUCAAACUGGCCCGGCACUCCACCGGCCUGCAGAGCCUCGGGUUCACGUUGCGCAACUCGUACAAAGAGCUUGGCCUGCUCAUGCUGUUUCUGGCCAUGGGCGUGCUGAUAUUCUCCAGUUUGGCGUACUUCGCCGAGAAGGAGGAGCCGGGCACCAAGUUUCUGUCCAUACCCGAGACGUUCUGGUGGGCCGGCAUCACCAUGACCACCGUUGGCUACGGCGACAUAUACCCGACCACGGCCCUGGGAAAGGUCAUCGGCGGCGUCUGUUGUAUCUGCGGCGUGCUGGUUAUUGCGCUGCCCAUUCCAAUUAUCGUCAACAAUUUUGCCGAGUUCUAUAAAAACCAGAUGCGACGAGAGAAGGCGCUCAAGCGACGCGAGGCGUUGGAGCGCGCCAAGCGUGAGGGAAGCAUCGUCUCCUUCCACCACGUCAACCUCCGGGACGCGUUCGCCAAGAGCAUGGACCUGAUUGACGUGAUCGUCGACAACGAGAGCGACAUUCCGAAGCUGUCCAAGCAGAAUUCGCUAAGAUCACACGUUGGCAGCAAUUAUUCGCAGUACGAAGGGACAAGCAGCGGAAGCGAGACGGUCCCGUUGAAGCCGGCACCGGCGCGGGGUGCCGCGACCGCCAAACCGGAACAUCAGACGCUGUUGGACAUCGACAAUCCGGAACAAAACGCCAAUUCGUUUGGAAAACCGUUCGAGAGCUCGGAGAAUAUGACCGUGAGUUGUUUUAUCGAAAAAUUAGACGAAAAUUUCAAUGAGUUCGAAUGUUGCUCUUGUAGACAAAAGGAGGUCAAGGAGUACUUGGACGCGGAACAUCUGACACCGUACCCGACCAGUGAUCUGCGAACGCCACUCAGCGUGGAGAUGAGAACGCUUAAGGAGGCCGACGGAUCGUCGUCCGGCGGCGGUCAGUGGCGUUCGCGCAACGAGGUGGGCAGCGUUGACAGUUCGGACACGUACAUCAGCUGCAAGUCGCAACCGUUCCAUUCACAGGGUGACCUGACUGCAGCCGACGACCUGCACGACACCGUUUUCGAGCCAGCUGGUCACGUCCCGGCCAGUGGCCCCAUCACCGCCGGUAAGGGCAGUGGCGUCAAUGACUCCAACCUGUAUGUCAACCCCUUAGAGAGCGCCGGUGGUAAAGGUGGCAAAGGGGGCCCACCCCGGAGCUUGGGCACGUCGCCGAUGGACGAGUGCAAGGAGUUCUCGGGCCGGACUGCGGCAGUCGGUAGUCGCGGAAGCCUGAACGAAACGGCCAAACAGCGGAAGACGAGAUUUUCGCAACAAUCAAACAUAGGAGAAAGUUUUUUUGGCCGAUCGUCUCAGGAAAGUUUGGAUGGCGGCGCACGAAAACGACGACCUUCGUUCGGGUUGUCGUCAAAAACAUUGACUAAUGCUACAAGAAUAAUCAAUCAACAUUUGUUCGGGUUACCACUAAUAUCUAAUAAAACAGGGAAAAGCGGCAAGUCCUCGCCGUCGGUGUCGGCUGAAUCUAUAAACCGUUCGCCGGAACCACAUCGGAGGUCCAAGUCGAUACUGAAACGGCACCAGAACCAAGGGUCGUCGCAAACAUCGCAAGACUCACCGUCCGGUAACCACGCGAGGAUAGGCAUCCGGCGAACGGCACACGUGGACCCGGAAACGGAAAAGCUCAUACCCGACAAUCUGUCCGACUGUUCGCCGGGCAAGAGUCCGAUGUCCCCGCAGCAGCAGCAGCAGCAGCAGCUCCAACCGCCACUGCAGGAACAGCAGCAGCAGCAACCCCAGUCGCCACUGCCGCUGCCCCUGCAGCAGCAACAUCCGCAACAGCCCCGGCACAACAACAACCACCACCACCAGCAGCAAAACCACCACCGCCGGAACAAUAACCACCUCCACAACAACAACAACAACGGCCGGACUACUGGUGGCGGCAGUGGCGGCGGAGGCGGCGGUAGAGCGCCCGUCGAAGUGGCGCUGCUGCAGGACCUGCUCGAAGACUCGGGCGGACCGAUAUUCAUAUGCCCGCCACCGCCUCCCAUGAACGACAACACCGACAAGAGGUACUCGUAGCCGCCGCACUACGGGCCUACUAUAUAUUAUAUACGUAUAUUAUGAUAUAUUAUGUGUGAAAUCGUAUAUUGCCACUCUCGCAGCAAGCAAAAUUCGCAGACGCACGCGUAGAAUAUAUGAUACGAAGACAAUAAUAAUAAUAAUAAUAUAAUUAUAAUAUAAUAAAAAUAUAUAUAUACAACUCGCUCGUCAUUAGCUAUAUAUACGUAGUAUAUUAUUAUAUAUAUGUUUUAUUAUAUUAUACGAUAUAUAAUAUAUUAAAUGUACCACAACAGCAGCACUGUCGUCUGAAUCAAGUGUGCCGCCACUGCAGCAGUGAAAUCGCGAGCGUAUAUUAUGAGCGCAUCCUAACUAUUAGCCGCUAUACGUACCUAUGUGUAAAUUUUUUAUUAAUUUGUCGACGCGCAGUCGACGUUUGCAAGAACACCGCCCGGCUGGGGUACCUAUAUAGUGGUUGCGCCUUCGUAUUAUUUUAACAAUACAUUUUACGUUAUAAUAAUAAUAUGUAUCAUGUAUAUAUACGACCGCGAGAACAACGUAUAUAUCAUCUAUAUAUUAUAUUAUGUAUUUAUAUGAUAUAUUA
This is a messenger RNA of Acyrthosiphon pisum (pea aphid), 4445 nucleotides long. RefSeq names its product potassium voltage-gated channel shaker cognate b (gene Shab). The transcript is spliced from 10 exons. The record is from RefSeq and is a predicted model, not a curated record. Lineage: Eukaryota; Metazoa; Arthropoda; Insecta; Hemiptera; Aphididae. Gene Ontology annotation, molecular function: protein binding; delayed rectifier potassium channel activity. Gene Ontology annotation, biological process: potassium ion transmembrane transport; action potential; protein homooligomerization. Gene Ontology annotation, cellular component: membrane; voltage-gated potassium channel complex. Bases 695 to 3862 code for a protein of 1055 amino acids.